AUUGCAACGUGCACCAACACCACGACUCCCACUCCCGCUGCACCAGCGACGGCCGCCUCCGCAAUCGCACGGGAGACCGCAGUUACCUGAUUGACACGACCGCGCACCAAACACUUGGUGCCGUUCCCCAACAUCGCACACACUCGAAGGACCGCCGAGCGAGAUCAUGGCUCCCAUAUUUGUGUUAGCAGAAACGUCCGCCGGCUAUGCCUUGUUCAAGGCGAAGGACAAACGGCUCCUUAAUGGCGAUGCCGCGCUGGGAAGUGUCGAGGAGACUGUGAACGCUCUGAAGCUUAAAAAGUUCGAGAAAUUUGAAAAUGCCGUCACGGCACUAAACGAAGCUGCCGCGCUGACUGAGGGCAAAGUAACUCCAAUGCUCUCAGGACUGCUCGCUUCUCUCAAGGACGAAACAAAAGCCGCGCUCGCCGUCGCCGACCCCAAGCUCGGCAACGCUAUCGCGCAGCUACCGAAUCUUGCGUUGAGGAUCGUCGCCGACUCCUCAACACAGGACGUUUACCGCGCUAUUAGAGAACACCUUCCCUCGCUGAUCACCGACCUGGUCCCGACAGAAAUUGACUCCACGCGAUUGGGUCUCUCUCAUUCGCUAUCGAGGCAUAAAUUGAGGUUUAGUCCAGAUAAAGUGGACACUAUGAUCGUCCAAGCAAUAGCAUCGCUUGAUGUUUUGGAUAAGCAACUCAACGUAUACGCCAUGCGUGUGAAGGAAUGGUACGGGUGGCACUUCCCUGAGCUUGCGAAGAUCCUCAACGAUAACCUAGCGUAUUCACGCGUCGUCCUGACGAUGGGAUUUCGAUCCAAUGCCCGCAGCUGCGAUCUUUCCGCUGUGCUACCAGAAGAAAUUGAGUCAGCCGUUAAGGCGGCGGCGGAAAUUUCAAUGGGAACCGAGAUUAGCGAUGAGGAUCUCGAGGCCACAAGCGCUCUAGCUGAGCAGGUCGUUGACUUGACAGAGCACCGCCAAAACCUGUCCAACUACCUCAGCACGCGUAUGCAAGCGCUAGCGCCAAAUCUGACUGCCCUCGUUGGAGAGCUAGUAGGAGCGAGGCUCAUCGCCCACGCCGGGUCCUUGAUGAACUUAGCCAAAUCCCCUGGAUCGACUAUACAGAUUCUCGGUGCUGAGAAGGCCCUAUUCCGCGCAUUGAAGACGAAACACGACACGCCCAAGUACGGCCUCAUAUAUCAUGCAUCCCUCAUUGGCCAGGCAACCGGCAAGAACAAGGGCAAAAUUGCGCGCAUGCUUGCUGCUAAAUCCGCGCUCGGUCUACGCAUUGACGCGCUCAGCACCUGGGGUGUUGGCUCCGAGGACGCCUCAAACGAGCCUACUGAAGAAGAGAAGUCGCAAGUCGGUCGCGAAGCGAGGAUCGGCAUCGAGAGGCGGUUGCGGGCGCUUGAAGGCAAGCCGCUGAAGAGCUUAGCCAACGCGAAUCAAACACCGAUGGCCGGCUCGAAGAAGUGGGAGGUUAAGGAAGCGCGGAAGUACAAUCCGGACGCCGACGGCCUCACAGGUAACGAGCCCGCUGCGAAAAAGGCCAAGACUGCUCAGGUGAACGGCACGACCCCGAAGAAGUCCCUCGUACAGGAAGUCGAGAGCGAGGACGAGGAUGAGAGCAUGGCUGAUGGCGAUGCUGGUGCUGAAGAAUCGGAGUCGGAGGCCGGUGAGGACAAGCCACAGAAGGGCAUGACCAAGGAAGAGAAGAAGUCAGCCAAGAAAGCAGAAAAGGAGGCUAAGAAGGCGCGAAAAGCAGAGCGUGCAGCAAAGCGCGAAGCAAAGGCAGCAAAGAAGGCGGCCAAAGAGGCGAAGAAGGCAGAGAAGGAGAGCAAGAAGCGGAAACGCGAUGAUGAAGGUGAAAAAAGUGAGAAGAAGAAAAAGAAGAAGAGCAAGGACUAAAUACGCGGAUCGAGCAUGUAGUGGAAGGGGUCAGGCUGUUGCUUUCUCUGGCUCUAUGUCACAGAUAAAAUGGGGCAUGGCGUUUACGGGGAGAUUGAUCAUUUGGCUUGCCAUCCGUGAGCGAGUCGGGCGUUUCCCGAUUGGGAGGAUAGGUUGUCCAUGUUUUCUUUCUUCGACUCAUGUGCGCUAUUUAGGGUCGUCGCUGGGUGUCAGGUGUGGUCCUAGCAGGUGAAAUACCCGCGGCGUGAUAAAGCAUAUGAAAAUCCAGUCGAAA
This is a messenger RNA of Trematosphaeria pertusa, 2177 nucleotides long. RefSeq names its product Nop domain-containing protein. Gene Ontology annotation, cellular component: small-subunit processome; box C/D methylation guide snoRNP complex. Lineage: Eukaryota; Fungi; Ascomycota; Dothideomycetes; Pleosporales; Trematosphaeriaceae. Gene Ontology annotation, molecular function: snoRNA binding. The transcript has 13 exons. The record is from RefSeq and is a predicted model, not a curated record. Bases 167 to 1903 code for a protein of 578 amino acids.